Saccharomycopsis crataegensis is the source of this 693-nucleotide messenger RNA. RefSeq names its product enoyl-CoA hydratase PHS1 (gene PHS1). The transcript has a single exon. The coding region runs from base 1 to 693 and encodes 230 amino acids. Gene Ontology annotation, biological process: very long-chain fatty acid biosynthetic process; sphingolipid biosynthetic process; fatty acid elongation. Gene Ontology annotation, molecular function: 3-hydroxyacyl-CoA dehydratase activity. NCBI's taxonomy places the organism in Eukaryota, Fungi, Ascomycota, Saccharomycetes, Ascoideales, Saccharomycopsidaceae. The record is from RefSeq and is a predicted model, not a curated record. Gene Ontology annotation, cellular component: endoplasmic reticulum membrane.
AUGUCUGAAACACAACAGAAAGUACCAGAAAACAAGGGUGCUGACUCCACUAAAAAGAAGCAACCCCGCUGGAUUUUGCACUACAACUCGCUUAGUGCAACAUUGUGGUUUGUGGUGCUCAGUAAUACCAUUUAUUUCACUGCGUUUUAUGGCCAGCCGCAAUUCUUCACCUCGACUUCCCGGUUAUUAACAGUGAUCCAAUGUUUCGCAGCCGUCGAAAUAUACAAUUCUUUGGUUGGCAACGUCCGUGCGCCACUAUUCACCACCAUCGCCCAAGUGUCCUCCCGGCUUUUGGUAGUGCUUGGGGUAUUCACGGUGCUUCCUAAUUCUGAAAUUAAUUACGGCUUCGCUUAUGUGACAUUAUCCAUUGCUUGGUCGAUCACAGAAAUUGUUAGAUACUCGUUCUAUGCCAUUAAUAUCGAGACUGGUGGGAACGCCCCAGAUUUCUUGGUGUGGUUGAGAUACUCAACUUUCAUCCCGUUGUACCCAUUGGGGAUCUCCAGUGAAUGUUGGAUCAUUUAUAAUUCAUUAACCGACGCUGAUAAUGUUGUUGGUGUUUGGUACAAAUGGUUCUUCAUUGGAUCUCUUCUCACAUAUGUUCCAGGCUCUUAUGUUCUUUUCACAUACAUGUUGAAUCUGAGAAAGAAGGUCAUGAAGUCUUUGAAGGAACAAUCCGAUAAAAAGAAGAAAUGA